AUGACGUACGCGUCGGUGAUCUCGCUGCACCAGCUCAACAUCGCCGUGAUCGCCGUUCUCGUUCUCCUCGUGCUGCUCGUGCUCGUCCUCUCCAUCGCCAAGGCGCGCUCCACGUGGCUCCACCGCCGCGCCGUCUUGCGCCAGCAGGCGGAAAGCGCGCAGAACCUUCGGCCGGUCGGGCAACGCGGUUUGCUGGUAGACGACCGGCCAGGGAACGGUAUUCCCGAGGAGCUGAUUAAGCUGCUAGGGCAGGUGGUGGCGUUCGAGGCGGCCAAGGUCGGCGGGGAGUGCGAGAGCGAGCGCGAGUGCAUCGUGUGCCUGGGGGAGUAUAACGAGGGUGACAUGGUGCGCGUGCUCGACGCGUGCCACCACAUGUUCCACCAGGUGAGACGCGCGUGUCGCCGCGUGUCAUUCGGUGAGAUGCGUGUGCCUGCAUGGAUGAAGGCGUAG
Molecule: messenger RNA, 450 nt
Organism: Closterium sp. Yama58-4
Lineage: Eukaryota; Viridiplantae; Streptophyta; Zygnematophyceae; Desmidiales; Closteriaceae
Source: the annotation of a GenBank genome assembly